This is a messenger RNA of Thrips palmi, 2331 nucleotides long. RefSeq names its product signal recognition particle subunit SRP72 (gene Srp72). NCBI's taxonomy places the organism in Eukaryota, Metazoa, Arthropoda, Insecta, Thysanoptera, Thripidae. Bases 57 to 2033 code for a protein of 658 amino acids. The transcript is spliced from 12 exons. Gene Ontology annotation, molecular function: ribosome binding; 7S RNA binding; protein binding. Gene Ontology annotation, cellular component: signal recognition particle, endoplasmic reticulum targeting. Gene Ontology annotation, biological process: SRP-dependent cotranslational protein targeting to membrane. The record is from RefSeq and is a predicted model, not a curated record.
UUGAAUGCGACGUGUUGUGGAGUUGUCUGCUGACAAGUGGCAUAUGUUUGGAUGCGAUGUCGUCGGCUAAAGAAGCCAAUUUAAGCGCUUUGUAUGCCGAAUUGAAUAAAUUCGGUCAAAAUGGGGAGUACGAACGUGCUCUGAAGGCAGCAAACAAAAUUCUCUCCAGCCAGGCAGAUGAAGAGAAAGCAUUUCAUUGCAAAAUUGUGAGCCUUAUCCAGCUUUCAAAGUUCAAUGAUGCCUUAGGAUUCAUCAGUAAAAAUCCUAAACUCUCAAGUGACCUUACAUUUGAGAAAGCAUACUGCCAAUAUCGACUGAAUCAACCUCAAGAAGCUCUGAAGACAGUUAAUUCAGAGCAGCAGCUCAGUGUGAAGUUAAAAGAAUUGAAGGCUCAAAUUUUAUAUCGCCUUGAACAGUAUGAGGAAUGCUUUGAUGUUUAUAGAGAUAUAAUUAAGAACACCGAAGAUGAUUAUGAAGAUGAGCGUGAGACCAAUUUAUCUGCUGUGCUUGCUAACCUCUGCAUUGAGGGCUCUGAAAAAGAACUGCCUGCACUUAGGGAAACCACUUAUGAACUUGUUUAUAACACCGCAUGUCAGUUGAUUGGACGUCAGCAAUACAUAGAGGCAGAAAAGAAACUGAGACUAUCUGAAAAAAUGUGCCGAGAGAUGCUGGAAGAGGACGGAUCAACUGAGGAUGAAAUUGAAGAGGAACUGGCUAUCAUCCGGGUGCAGCUUGCAUAUUGUUUGCAAUUGCAAGGCCGAGAAAAGGAAGCUCAAGGAAUUUAUACGGCUGCUCUUAAGAGGAAACCAGAUGACAUUAGCUUAGUUGCAAUCGCCAGCAACAAUAGUGUGGCUAUCAACAAAGAUCAAAAUGUUUUUGAUUCAAAGAAAAAGAUGAAGAGUGCUUCAAGUGAUGGCCUAGAACACAAGCUGACCUCAAGGCAGCGGAAAAAUAUCGCUGUGAACCAAUGCUUGAUGCUAUUGUACACAAACCAGGGUGACCAAUGUCAGAAACAAUGUGAGCUAGUCUCAAGAUUGUACCCUGAUUUGACUGCUGACCUCUCACUUGUCCGUGCUACUCAACUGGCAAGGGAUGGACGAGCUCGAGAAGCAGCUGCUAUACUGGAGAAGGCAGCAUCAUCAUCUCCUACGCAAGAACUCGAAAUGAAACUGGCAUCAGUUCAACUCCUCCUUGCUCAGGGAGAUCGUAAGGAGGCUUGCAACAUCCUACGAAACUUAGGUGACUCCACUUUCAAGCCAGGCAUAGUAAGUGCUCUGGUAACUCUCUACCUGGCUGAUAAUAAUCGAGAGGGAGCAUCCAAUAUUCUGCGAGAUGCUGUUGAAUGGUAUAAGCGAAGCAAGGAUAAGGGUGACCUCCGUCUCCUUUGGAGACAGGCUGCUGAUCUUAACAUGAGAAGUGGUGCACCGAACAUAGCUGCCCAAAGCUUAGAAGAGCUUUUGAAGCUCAAUCCCGACAGCACAAAAACUCUUGCGCAACUGGUCAUUGCUUAUGCUCAGUUCGACCCAGCAAAGGCAACUGCCUUAAGUAAGAAAUUGCCUAACCUGGACUACCAAGGCCAAGAUGUGGAUGCUCUAGAAUCCUCUAAUUGGAUAAUGGGCACCAAGGUAAUCAAAAAGGCCACCAAGGUUGAGCCUUCUCCUGGAUCCAAAGCAGGAACACCUGGAGAUGAGUUGCUGCAGAAGAAACUUAAAAAGAAGAAGAAGAGGAAAGGAAAGCUUCCCAAACCCUACGAAUCAGGUGUUUUACCUGACCCCAACCCAGACCGCUGGCUUCCCAAACAUGAACGACCAGGAUACCGCAAGAAAAGAGUUGAUCGCAGGUUUAGGGACGCAGCCAUUGGAAAGGGAACCCAGGGUACUGCUGCGGGAGCAAGUGACAUGUAUGACAUGUCAAAAGUUUCUAAUCAGUCCAAGGCAUCACCAGCUGCUACAAGCCCUAUUGUGGAGCCAGGACCACGCCAGCAGCAAAGGAAAGUGCAACAGAAGGGAAAGAAGAAGGGAAAGGGUAAAUGAUGAUGCCAGUCUAGGCACAACAAUUAAAGACUUAUUCUCCGUGUUAAACAACAUUUUGCUCACUUUUCAAAAAGAAAGUUUUGUUACCAGUAUUAUCCAUAACAUCUCCAACACAUGUUUUUCUCAGGUACUAAUAACUUGAAUUUGUUUAGUGAGUGCAUAUUUUUGUAAUAAGAAUCUAGACUGUAUCUUCUUAUAGUAUACUUACCUUCAAUGAUGAACUAUUAUUGUAAAUUUAAAUCAUGUUCAUGUUAUGGAUGCGGAAAAUUGAAGGAUUAAAAUUUCUCAGCAGAAUGGA